AUGGUGACAGUAGACAAUAUCACCCCGCUCCAUGAUGCCUGCAUCCAGGGACAUCCAAACUGUGUUCGACUGCUACUAGAUGCAGGGGCUCAGGUGGAUGUGAGGACCAUCCAUGGCAGCACUCCUCUCUGUAACGCCUGUGCUGCAGGGAGCCUGGAGUGUGCAAAGAUGCUGCUGGAAUAUGGAGCCAAAGUCAACCCCUCCCUCACAGCACUCACUGCCUCUCCUCUGCAUGAGGCCUGCAUAAAGGGUAAUGCAGAUAUAGUGAGGCUAGUGAUAGCACAUGGAGCCUUGCUAGAGGCCUUUGAUCUCCAGUUCGGUACCCCGCUACAUGCUGCCUGUGCCAAGGAACAUGUGGACUGUGCCAGGGUGCUGCUCAAAGCAGGUGCCAAGGUGAAUGCAGCUAAGUUCCAUGAGACGGCUCUCCACCAUGCUGCCAGAGUAGAGAUGGUGGACAUGAUUGAGUUACUGGUGGACUUUGGAGGCAACGUAUAUGUCACAGACAAUGACAACAAAAAGCCCAUAGACUACACCAAGCCUGGCUCUCCCACUGAACAAUGCUUACAGUAUUAUGAAAGUACACCUCUGAGUCUGCAGCAACUUAGCAGAGUGACUCUGAGGACGUUGCUGGGUACCAGAGCUCUGGAGGUCGUAGGUCAACUGGACAUAUCUCAACGUACCAUCAGCUACAUUCUCUGUGAGGGGUGUUGA
Molecule: messenger RNA, 711 nt
Organism: Oncorhynchus kisutch (coho salmon)
Lineage: Eukaryota; Metazoa; Chordata; Actinopteri; Salmoniformes; Salmonidae
Gene: asb13a.1
Product: ankyrin repeat and SOCS box containing 13a, tandem duplicate 1
Exons: 5
Coding region: 1-711 (236 amino acids)
Biological process (GO): positive regulation of protein catabolic process; protein ubiquitination
Molecular function (GO): protein binding
Source: RefSeq, a predicted model, not a curated record